CUCGAAACGAGACUGUACUGAAGCUGGAGCGGACCCAAGAUGGCGAAGCAGUACACGGCCCAGAAACUUACCUACCAAAAACCGCCAUUGCCGGCUCCAAAGUCAAUUUCCCCAACAAUUAAGUUUGGAAGAUAUGCUGCCUUAUUAUUAGGAAUAACUUAUGGUUAUAUGCGCCAUAAUUAUUUAUUGAAAAAAGAAGCAAAAAUUAUGGCUUAUGAAAAACCACGGCUUCAAGCGAGGAAGGCACAGCUUCAGCUUCAGAAACAAAGGGAAGAUUGGAUCGCAAUGAUGAACUUAGCAAAGGAAUGUACUGUAACACCCAAGAACCCCAACCCUCCAGACAACAUCAAGCAUAUGCUAAUAACAUAGAUUGGACUUUACUGGGAAUGGUACAUCUGUUACAUUGUCAGUUAGACUUGAAGUUAACACAUUAGAAUGCUAGUAGAAUGACAAUGUUAAGAACACCUGUAUGGCAUGAUUGCUGAAUCACAUCUGAAAUGGCACCACAACAGUGAAAAACAAGACACAUGGUUGGUUUGUGCACCUAAUAGAAUUUGACAACUGAAGUUUUCUUUUGUAGUUGAAUUUGAUUGAAGUCCUCAUUUCAGAGAACAUUAAUUAUUAAAUGGUUGCUUUAUUUCCAUAUGUAUGGACUUUGUGGUUGUUGGAUGAUAGAAUAAAAUGAUAUCAAGUUUCA
This is a messenger RNA of Lingula anatina, 697 nucleotides long. RefSeq lists its product as uncharacterized. Gene Ontology annotation, cellular component: proton-transporting ATP synthase complex. Gene Ontology annotation, molecular function: proton transmembrane transporter activity. The record is from RefSeq and is a predicted model, not a curated record. Gene Ontology annotation, biological process: proton motive force-driven ATP synthesis. Lineage: Eukaryota; Metazoa; Brachiopoda; Lingulata; Lingulida; Lingulidae.